UCCGUCCCUCCGUCCCUCCAUCCCUCCAUCCCUCCGUCCCUCCGUCCCUCCGUCCCUCCGUCAGCCAGAGGAUCUGAUGAGAGGUCGGCACAGAGCGCAGAGCGGACAGCACCUGUCAUGGCCAGUGCGGACAGUGUAGGCAGUCUGGCUGCGGAGCAGAACCACCUGAGUGUCACUGAUCAUGGAGCCUGGGCCACAGCCAUGAACAACCUGGGCAUCAUGCCUGUGGGCAUCAGUGGACAACCGCUGGUGUCAGACUCAGGGUCGUUCAGAGCCGGAGACGUGAACCUGGCUCUGGGCUUUUGGCUCCGAGAGGAAAAGCCGCCUGAUGUGAUUAUGACGAAUGUGCAACACAAAGACGACUCUCUGUGUAUCCAGAGGUUCGAUCCCGGCCUCGGCCUCAUCGCUCCCAUAAACCCCAUGAUGGCGGGCAUCAGCCUGGUCCCGCCCCCACCCGCACCCCCGGACACGCCCGUCAUCAAAGAGAUUAUUCACUGCAAGAGCUGCACGCUGUUCCCUCAGAACCCCAACCUGCCCCCUCCAUCGAUGCGGGAGCGCCCCCCGGGCUGCAGGACGGUGUUUGUCGGAGGUUUGCCGGAGAACUCCUCAGAGGAGAUCAUCAGGGAGGUGUUCGAGCCGUGUGGAGAGAUCACCGCGCUCCGCAAGAGCAAGAAGAACUUCUGCCACAUCCGCUUCAACGAGGAGUUCAUGGUGGACAAGGCUAUUUACCUGUCAGGGUAUCGGAUGCGUAUCGGAUCCAGCACCGACAAAAAGGACUCCGGGAGGAUCCAUGUGGACUUCGCUCAGGCCAGAGACGAUCUGUAUGAAUGGGAGUGUAACCAGCGGCUGCUGGCCCGAGAGGAAAGACACCGCCGCAAGGUCCACGAGGACCGCCUGCGCCCGCCGUCCCCUCCUCCCGUAGUGCACUACUCUGAGCACGAGGCGGCCAUGUUGGCAGAGAGACUGAAAGACGACCAUAACUUCAGCGAGGCCACGGCGGUGCUGUUCACGUGGAUCGACCGCGGCGAAGUCAACCGCAGAACCUCCAAUCACUUCUACUCCAUGGUCCAGUCGGCCAACGGCCACGUGCGGCGGCUGAUGAGCGAGAAAGCUCAGCACGAGGAGGAGAUGGAAGUCGCCAAAGAGGCCUUCAAGAACGCCCUGCUCGCCAUCUUGACUCAGUUCGAGAAGAUCACCGCCGUUUUCACCGCCGCCACCAGGCAAAAGGCGUGGGACCAUUUCUCAAAAGCUCAGCGCAAGAACAUAGACAUUUGGCGAAAGCAGUGUGAGGAGCUGAGAAACGCUCACAGUGAAGAGAUCAUGGGAAUCAGACGAGAGGAGGAGAUGGAGAUGUCCGACGACGACCUGGACGAGAAUCCCUGUAAGAGGCUCCGCACUCAGGAGAACGGAGUGUAUGAGCAGGCGUCUCUGAGGGAGGAGAACGACUCCCUGCGUUGGCAGCUCGACUCCUACAGGAACGAGGUGGAUCUUCUGAGGAAGGAACAGAGCAGAGCUGGUCGCCCUGACGACGACCACACGCAGACACACACACACAGUCCAGACGCUCAGAUCCAGCAGCUGCAGCAGAGGAUGCUCAACAUGCAGCAGCAACUCCUCAGUCUGCAGGAGAAGCUGACGAGUAAAGAAGCCGAACUGGAGCAGGCGAGAGACGAGCAUCGUUACCUGGAGGGGGAGGUGCUCCUGCUCCGAGACAAGUUACUGAACAGUCCUGUGGAGGCGCUGGAGGGAGCCAAUGGGGAGCCACAUGAAAAGGGGAUGAACGGUUGUGUUCCGUCACUGUUCCACAGCAGAGACAGGAGGAGUGAUGUCAUCAUGAGGGGAGGAGUCACUUCAGAGAAAGAGGCUCUGCUUCUGGGCAUCAUUUCCACUUUCCUCCACGUUCAUCCGUUUGGGGCGAACCUGGAAUAUCUGGUGUCGUACAUCCAGAGACUCGACUCCAAGGUGUCGGCCGGCGAGCUGGAGCGCCUCAUGGUCCGUCUGCCCGCCAUGUUCAGGCAGGAGCUGAGUGGCGUCGGUGCCACUCUGGAGAAACGAUGGAAGUUCUGCGGCUUCGACAGCCUCGGUUCAGUGUGACGCAGGCGGAACGUGCACACGCCAGGAAAACACGUUAAGAGACACAUGUGACGCCAUGACCCUUUAAUCCGUGUGCGUGCCACACACAGCUGAGCGUCGGCGUCAUCAUGUGAACCAAGAGACAAAGUUUGGUCGACGUCAGACGGAGGUGAAACUUUUAUCAGAUUGAACUCAUCAUGUGACCUGGAAACGUCUCUGACCUGAAUCAGGCUCCGACUUUUCUCUUCUUCAUGUUGAAUCAACACAAACAGAGAAAAGAAGAAACUUCAACCAAAGCUGAUCCUUUGUGUGUUUACACCAUGAAACCAGUUUCAAACCAGUUUCAUUCAUCCACACAACAGGAGCGUAUAUUUCUGAGGCUCCGCCCACACAGACACGCUUUCAUUUUAAAACUGUUGUUAGGGAAAUCGCUCCAGCCAGUAAUAAUGUCCGUGGGUCAUGUGACCUGUUUCCAGGUCGUUAGAUAGUUUACGAGACAUCUGUCCGUCCUCUGCUUUAAAAACCUUUUUGAUAACUUUUGGAUGAAGACCAAACGGACCAAAUGGAGCAGUACCAGAGGAAAUCACUGGGGGGCAGUGUAGCCAAUAGUUCAGAUGAUCAUAGAACAUAGAGAAGAAAUUUCAAUAAUGAAGACAAAUCUGGCGAAACAAAUAAUGGAAUGUUCCAGCGGACGAGUGCUGGAAUUCAUGUUUGUCCUAAAUUCUCUCAUUGUUCUUAUCGCAAUGAGGUUAUUUCUGUUUCGGAGCAGAAUCACAGAUUUAAAAUGAAAACGUGUCCGAGUGGACGAAUGUUCUCUGGCGUUGUUUCAACGUCCACUGGAAACAUCGGAGGAACAGAGUGACGUUCUGAGGUCUGAGGGGAGGAGCCUCUCUGAAGUCCUGCAUGGACACAAAUUGGUGGAUGAAGAAGGAAACUGAGGCUGGAAGAGAAAAUGUAUUUAUAUCAUGAAACUGUCUGACGAAGACUCACUGUGUCUAAAUGAAGAUAAUUAAAGGACCUUACUCUGGAAAGGAAAAACUUCAGAGUUAAAAGAUGAGCAAACGUGUUUUUUGAACGGUCUGAAGUCUCAGAUCAGGACGAGAGAAGACGAAGAGAUGAAGCUGAGGAGGAGGAGGAGCUGCCAGCUUUACAUUACUGAACAUCACAGUCAAAUAAGAAAAGAUCAAAGUGAUGUUGUUUUGUAUCAAAUGAGGUUUUUCUUAUUUAAAUAAAGAUGCUGAAAAUAAAA
This is a messenger RNA of Hippoglossus stenolepis (Pacific halibut), 3322 nucleotides long. It is a transcript of the gene enox1, whose product is annotated as ecto-NOX disulfide-thiol exchanger 1. NCBI's taxonomy places the organism in Eukaryota, Metazoa, Chordata, Actinopteri, Pleuronectiformes, Pleuronectidae. Bases 118 to 2094 code for a protein of 658 amino acids. Gene Ontology annotation, cellular component: plasma membrane; external side of plasma membrane. Gene Ontology annotation, biological process: ultradian rhythm. The record is from RefSeq and is a predicted model, not a curated record. The transcript has 15 exons. Gene Ontology annotation, molecular function: protein-disulfide reductase activity; RNA binding.